Messenger RNA from Brassica napus (rape), 3333 nucleotides. RefSeq lists its product as uncharacterized. The transcript is spliced from 3 exons. Gene Ontology annotation, molecular function: catalytic activity. NCBI's taxonomy places the organism in Eukaryota, Viridiplantae, Streptophyta, Magnoliopsida, Brassicales, Brassicaceae. The record is from RefSeq and is a predicted model, not a curated record. The coding region runs from base 1 to 3333 and encodes 1110 amino acids.
AUGACGUUUGUUUAUGGGGACCCUGUACUAGGAAGACGUGAACAAGUUUGGGAACGUCUUACGCGUUUUUCAACCACACGAAAUGGACCUUGGUUCAUGAUAGGAGACUUUAAUGAAAUCACAGGUCAUAAUGAGAAAGAAGGUGGGCGACAACGUCCCGAUAGCUCAUUCCUUCCCUUUAAGCAGAUGCUUAAUGACUGUGGGAUGUUAGAGUUUCCUUUUACGGGGAAUAUGCUCUCCUGGGUAGGGAAGAGAGCAGGAGGAGCAACUGUUCGAUGUCGUUUAGAUAGAGCAGUGGGCAAUGCAGACUGGCAUGAAAAGUUUCCUCACUCGACUGUGAAGUAUAUGAGGCUAUGGGGAUCGGACCAUCGUCCGAUCCUUGCAGACAUACUCAUAAAGCCAAUAAGGAGAUCGAAAAAGUUUAAGUUUGAUAAAAGAUGGCUGGAUGAUGACGAGCUAAGGCAAGUUAUUCUUGAUGGAUGGAAAUCUCCUGAUCUUCCUCCUAAUGCGACUAUUAUGGAACAUAUUUCCAGUUGUAGAAAAGCCUUGAGUGAAUGGAGGAGACAACAUAAUGUGAACUCGGCCAAAUUAGUGGAGGAGCUUAAGGAAAAAGUGGAGGGUCUGUAUGCUGAUGAUAAUGCAACAACUGAGGAAAUUGCAGCAGCGCUGAAGGAUCUCUCUGAUGCUCUUAAAGCAGAAGAAUUAUUCUGGAAACAGAAGAGUCGGGUGUUUUGGCUGAGGGAAGGGGACAGAAAUACAAAAUUUUUUCAUGCCUUAACAAAGCAAAGGAGAGCGAGAAAUAAGAUUACACAGCUCCUAGAUGCGAAUGGAGCCGUAGUUGAGGACGAAGAAGGAUUAGUAGCCAUUGCUACUAGUUACUUUAGACAGAUCUUUGAAUCAUCGGAUCCAGAAGACAUUGAAGAUGCACUUUCUCAGGUUCCAUCGACGAUCACUGGAGAUAUGAACGACAAUCUUACAGCCCCGGUUUCUGAAUGGGAGAUCAAACUAGCGCUCUUUGCUAUGCAUCCGGAAAAGGCCCCAGGUCCAGAUGGGAUGACUGCACUUUUCUAUCAGAAAUUCUGGGAUAUUGUAAAGGAGGAUUUAACUCUUAUGGUUAAUAAAUUCCUUUUUGAGGGGACGAUGGCGAAUGGACUGAAUGAUACAAAUAUAUGUCUUAUCCCGAAAACAACGAGGCCCAAUGAAAUGGCCCAGUUUAGACCCAUCAGCUUAUGUAACGUCAGUUACAAGAUAAUCUCUAAGGUCUUAUGCCAGAGAUUAAAGAAAGUGCUACCAGGACUGAUAUCGGAGACUCAGUCAGCCUUUGUUGCUGGGAGACAGAUCUCAGAUAACAUUAUGAUUGCUCAGGAGAUGUUCCAUGCUCUUAGAACUAAACCUAGUGGACGUAGUAAAAGGAUGGCUAUCAAGACAGAUAUGAGUAAGGCGUAUGAUAGGAUGGAAUGGUCCUUUAUUGAAGCUGUCAUGCGCAAAAUGGGGUUCUCAGAGAUAUGGAUUGCCUGGAUAAUGCGUUGUAUUACGUCGGUGAAAUAUAAGCGGAUUAAUGCGGCUACUAGACAACAGCUUAAAGAUGUGCUUGGAAUACAGAAUGAAGGAGGAAUGGGAACUUACCUUGGUAUCCCAGAAGACAUAAGUGGAUCUAAGUGCAAACUUUUUGCAUUUCUGAAAGAUAAGUUGAUGCAUAGAGUGAAUGGAUGGACAGGCAGAUGGCUCUCAAAAGGUGGAAAGGAAGUGUUGAUUAAAUCCAUUUUGCUUGCCCUACCGACGUACGUUAUGUCUACCUUUCUGCUCCCAUUAGAGAUUUGUGAAAAUCUUGCCAGUGCCAUUGCACAGUUCUGGUGGAGUUCAAAUCCACCAAAGAGAGGGAUACACUGGGCGAAGUGGGAGAAAGUUUGUUUACCAAGAGAGGAGGGUGGAAUUGGUUUCCGUAUGAUCCAUGAGUUCAAUCUGGCCCUGUUGGCUAAACAAUUAUGGAGGCUACUUCAGUUCCCUGAUUCCCUAGUUGCACGGGUUUUGAAGGGAAGAUACUAUAGAUUGAGCUCUCCACUAAGAGUGGAUACUGCUAACAACCCAUCCUAUGUGUGGACGAGCAUUAUUGCAGCCAGGAAAUUGUUACUACUAGGGAUCAGACAGAAAAUUCAUUCCGGAUAUGAAGUUAAGGUGUGGGGAGAUCCGUGGAUUCCAACGACCCCCGCGAGACCAGCUAACUCCAUAGCGCCAGUCAUGCACCCUAAUAUGCGAGUCAGCGAUCUUAUUGAUCAAGUAUCGAAGGAAUGGAAUAUUGGUCUAUUGGAGAGUUACGUCAUCCCUGAGGACAUACCUCUCAUAAGGAGUUUAGCCAUAAGCUCGACUCAUCGCCGAGAUACUUUCUGCUGGAACUACACAAAGAAUGGCCAAUAUACGGUUAAAUCUGGUUAUUGGGUGGCACAAAAUGUAUUAAAACCAGCAGCGGAGAAAGAAGUUAUAGAGCCGAGCAUCACAAAGCUCCAAGCCUUUGCUUGGAAGGUAGAGGCGCCAAAGAAGAUAUGUCAUCUUAUAUGGCAAUUGUUGACUGGUCAUGUGGCUGUAACGAGGAACUUGACAAGACGCAAUAUGAGGUGUGACAAUUACUGUCCAAGAUGCGGAGAAUUAGAGGAAACUGUGACCCAUGCAUUUUUUGAAUGUCCGCCAGCUCUUCAAGUCUGGUCAUUAUCAUCGACUCCAACAAGCCCUGAUAUAUUUCCGGUAUCAAGUGUCUACACAAAUAUGGAUUAUCUGUUUUGGAGGAAGAAUAGCAUCAUCGAGCCAGAAAGAGACAGGGAUCCUUAUCCCUGGAUAUUAUGGUACAUUUGGAAGGCUAGAAAUGACAAACUCUUCAGAGGAAUAGAUAGAGAUCCAUUGGAGCUAGUUCGACACGCAGAGAGUGAAUGUCAUGCAUGGUUUGAUGCUAAUGAAGCGGUGCAACUAGUGUUACAACCAGUGGUUCAAGCUAAUAUCCCUGGGAUAGCCCAAGUCAUACGUUUGGGUAAUAUAUGCUUGCUAGAUGGAUCUUGGACAUCUUCUGCUCACUUUAGCGGAUGCGGCUGGGUAUGGAUGGACAGUGUUGGGAAUAUUCAACUUAUGGGAACAAAGAAUUUCACUCGACGUGAAUCAGCUUUGCAUUCGGAAGUAGAAGCACUGCGACUGCAAGGAGCUGAUUGCAAUGUUAAAGGACCCUCAAGAUUGGCCAAGCUUUGCGACAGAAUUGGAGAGAAUAGAGACAUUACAGAUAUGCUUUCCGGACUUCAGCAUCAUUCAUGUUCCACGGGCGCGCAAUCAGAUUUCAGAUUUUUUAGCUAA